UUAUUUUUCAGACUCCGUCGUCUAUCUCCCUUUCUCCCUCUCUCUAAAACCUCGUUUUUUUUCCUUCUAGUUUUCUUAAUUUUCUCACAGUUUCUUCAAACCCUCCAAAAUACUCUCAUAAACCCUCGAUUGUAACUCUAUUACGAUCCUGUCCUUCACCGGUUUCCCUUCUUCUCUACGACUUGAUUUUUCUUCUUCCCGAAAUACCCCUCCAUCGCCUAUUUAAUUACCUUCACUCUCAUUUCCACGUUAGUUCGGGUUCAAUUUGGAAUCGGAUGAUAGCUCCUUAGACAUUGCCCGUUCUGUUAUUCUAGAAUAUUCUGUUUUCCUUCUAAUUGCUUCUCAUCUUGUUUGACUGUUGCAUUUGGUUAGAGUUUGGAACUCUGCAAGCUGUAAAAGUAUUUGGGUUUAUUAUUUAUUCAGAAGGAUCCAAUGGAGCUGAAAGUUUCAUCUCCUAAGCUUGGUGGUCUUUCUCCUCCUGGUUGUGUUAGCGAUCCUGAGGAAAAGGAAGUCAGUGAUGAGGAUGAUGAUGAUCGCAACCAUAAGCACCGUAGGCGAGAGACACGUUCUCAAUCAUUAGAGACAGAUUCUAUGGAUCCGGCUUUUACAAAGUCAUACAGAAAACGCAAUAAAUUUUUUGAAAAUGGGCAACCUUUCAGAGAAAAUGAAUCUCAAGCAGGUGAAACCUGGAAAAGUAAUAACAGUUUGCCUCUAGACAAAGACUUGACAUCGAAGUUUGAUAGAAGACGCCCAGGAUUAGCUUCACUACCCCGAGGACAUGUGGAUGUGAACCAGAGAGUUAGGUCAAACCAACCAUUUAGUGGAGAUUCUGGUCCUGGUAGGGGUAGAGGAAGGGAUAACUCUUCUUGGAAUCAACGUGAUUCUAGGUUCAAUUCAAUUGAUAUUGCUUCUCAAAUGGUUCAUCCUGGAUCUGUUGCUCCAAGUCUCUUUGCAGGAAGGGGAUUGCCUAAUGUUUCAAAUGCGCAAAGUCCAUCAUGGGGUGCCUUUGGGAUGAUGCCUGGAAUACCAAAUGGUGGCCUAGAUACACUCCAUCCUAUUGGUUUACCAGGGGUGCUGAGGCCACCUAUGAAUUCUUCAUUGAAUAUGGGCAUUCCUCGCCAACGUUGCAGAGACUUUGAGGAGCGUGGAUUUUGUCUAAGAGGAGACAUGUGCCCAAUGGAGCAUGGUGUCAAUCGUAUUGUUAUUGAAGAUGUUCAGAGUCUGUCACAGUUUAACCUUCCUGUUACAGUUCCAAGUGCACAACUAUUGGCAACCCCUGCUGCACCUAGACCUCUACCUUCAAGUGUUCCUCCAACCACUUUGAUGAGCAGCAAGGGUAUACAUAGCAAAAGUAGCAAGUCUGGAAUGACUGAUGAUGCCUUGGGUUUGAAUGGUGCAUACACUGGCUCUACUAGUGCAAGUGUUGCUGAUCUAUAUGAUCCUGAUCAACCCUUAUGGAAUAACAAUGGCCCAGAAGCAUCGACUGCAGUCUCAGGACUACAUUCACCCAAGAUUGAUGAAGCAGAACCCUUUCUAAGUGGUGAUAUCUCUGAUCGCCAUCAUGGAAGGUUACAUGAAAACGCUGAUAAUGAGUUGGCAAGUAGAAGCAUUGGGUCACAGGGCACAAGUUUGUCUGUUUGGGGUAGAAUUGGUAGCCCAGGAAGUAGAACAGACACAAAAGAGAAAAUUGAUCUCGCACAGUCGGCCUAUCCUGAGAAUGAAACCAAAGAAGACCAAGAAGCGUUUCCCAGCUCUCAAGGCACUUCCUGUCAGGUAAAGCGGAUCAGCACUGAGGAUGAUGGCUCCAAAUUUAUGGAUACAUCAUUCAAAUCACAGACUGAUAGUAUGCAUAAUAGCCGAAAACCAACUCAGAAGGCACUUCGUACACUGUUUGUCAAUGGGAUUCCCCUGAAAAGUAACAAAAGAGAGGCUCUUCUUUCUCAUUUUCGUAAGUUUGGAGAGGUUAUUGACAUUUAUAUUCCGAAAAAUAGUGAACGGGCCUUUGUCCAGUUUUCAAGGAGGGAAGAGGCUGAAGCUGCUCUGAAGGCUCCUGAUGCUGUUAUGGGUAAUCGCUUUAUUAAGCUCUGGUGGGCUAAUCGGGAUAGUGUACCUGAUGAUGGCAUAAACAGUGGAAGCAGUGUAACAUUAACUUCACGCGGUCCAACGGUUUUUGUUAUUCCAGCACAGGCUGUUGUUAAUAGAGGAGGGAAGGAUAACCUUCAACCUAUUGCUCAGAAGAGCAAUGCUGUCCAUGGUGCUGCUGUACCUUCUGUGAAUUCCCCUAAGCCAUCUGGUGUUAAUGGUCCCAAGGUUCAACUUCCAUUGCAGAAAAAGUUAGAAACUCUAGAGCAGAUGAAAGAGGAACUACGCAAGAAGCAGGAAAUGCUGGAGCAGAAGCGGAAUGACUUCAGGCGCCAGUUGGACAAACUUCAAAAACAAUCUUCUGGUGUCAAAGGUGAUCUACCAACUGAGCAAGCUGCUAAGAAGCAAAAGGUGGGAAUUGCAGCUGAUCCUGCAAAAGCUUCAACUCCAAGUUUGUCUGAACCUGGUGCACCUACAACAAUACCAUGCACUGUAGGGAUGACAGAUAAAAACAAAUCAACAGAGAAUGUUGGGUCUCAUGGUCCAACAUCAAAUGCCACUAUGUCAUUGCAGGAGUCUAAGAGCUCAAAGCAGCAAUCUUGUCCAUCAGCACCUACUGGGUAUCCAUUCUUGAUGAAUAAAUACAAAUUAGACAACCGGCCUACUGCUUUUAGAGUUAUUCCACCUUUGCCUUCUGGUUUUGCAGAUGUUGAUGUUCUGAAGGAGCACUUCUUACAAUAUGGUGAUCUUUCUGCCGUGGAGAUAGAAGAUGUGGAAAAUGAUAAUGAUAUGGGAUCAGAAGCAAUGAAUAAUUGCUCCAUUGUUAUAACUUAUGGCACACGCUGGUCAGCUGAAAGGGCAUACGUAAAUGGUAAAUGCUGGCAGGGCAAUAAUUUGCAAUUUACAUGGUUGACAUCUAGCAAUUCUAGCAAUGACCCUAGUAGCAAAGAAACUUCAUCUUCUACACCGAAGGGGACUUUAGAAGCUGAUGUCCAGACAGAAGGAGAAUUAGAAUUCAGUGUCUCCCCGGAAGUCAUUGCUUCAGGUGAUAAGGAAUCUAAGAAUUCAGAAGGCGAGAGUUUUGUGGAGAAUAUGGCAUUGCCUGAAGUUUCCGAGCAUAGCUCAUCCCCAUCGUCUUGCAUGAAAGAGUCACCUAAAGGCGACGCAUGUUAAGGACUGGAGCUGUUUUCGGAUCUGUACAGUGAGGUUAAGUCAUAUUCAGGUGGGGCUGGUGAUCCAACCUUAGAUAUCUGUUAUAGUCGUCACCUAUCCACGAAAUGUGUGUGGAUGGUAAAUAAAAUAGCAAUUCCAGGGGCUAAAAAUAUACAUGAAAAAGAAAACAUAAAACAGAGAAAUAGUAGAGCAGAGAGGAGCGAACGUGCGGGUGCUGGAACCCUUAACAACGCUAUCGCACCCACCAACCCGAAGCCGACGGGGAAUUGUCGAAUGAGAAUCCCAAUGGCCUUUGGUAGGGACUGGACUGGUCGACUUGGAAAAGGUUAAACAAAACGAAGGGGGGGGGGGGUUAUACAUGUGCAAUGACCUAACCUUUCACGUGUGAAUAAUUUGUUGGUUCUAUCCUCAAACUUUAAAAGACGCGCGCACACACACACACACGAGUAUAGCCUCUUAUAUAUGUAUUAUAUUUACCAUUCAUGAAAACUUUUAUUUGAAUGCAAAUUCAUGAGAA
Molecule: messenger RNA, 3772 nt
Organism: Gossypium raimondii (Peruvian cotton)
Lineage: Eukaryota; Viridiplantae; Streptophyta; Magnoliopsida; Malvales; Malvaceae
Product: zinc finger CCCH domain-containing protein 41
Exons: 6
Coding region: 433-3255 (940 amino acids)
Cellular component (GO): nucleus
Molecular function (GO): metal ion binding; RNA binding
Source: RefSeq, a predicted model, not a curated record